CUCAAUCAGCCCGGCACGCUGCACUGGUAGGUCUUCUUCAAAUUCGCAACUGCCCCUCGAGGGAGGAAAGAAAAGGGAGGGAAGACCCCACGGACACACAGCGAAACCACCAGAGAAGCACGCGCUUCACGCCGCGGGCACGCGCAAAGCGAGACUACCUGGAGAUGCCACUCCACUUGGCCGCGGGCCGCCGCCUCCUCCUGCUCCUCGCCGCGGUCGCCACCUCGGCGGCGGCGGCGGGGGCUGCGGCCGAGGCCAACCGCUCCUCGAGUUGCACCCUGCUCCCUGACGCGGAAUUCGUCCGCGCGGCGUUCUUGAACGUCUCCAACUUCCAACCGCCGUUGCCCGGCCACCGCGCGUGCCGCCCGGUCCGGCGGCUCCACUUCCCGUCGCGCAACCUCACGGGUCCCGUGGACUGGGCCGAGCUGGGCAACCUGUCCAGCCUCCUCACCGUCGACCUCUCCGGCAACUCCCUCCAGGGCGGCAUCGACGCCUCGUUCUGGCGCGCGCCGUCGCUCCGGGCCGUGGAUGUCUCCCGAAACAACCUCAACGGCGUGCUCCGGUUCGACGACGUCCCGAGCGUGCGCCUGGCGGCGCUGAACGUGUCGGGAAACCAGUUCACCUCCGUCGUCGGCCUGGCCGGGCUCACCGGCCUGGAGUUUCUCGACGUAUCGAGGAACAGAGUCGGCGCAGCGCCGGAGGGGCUGCAGAAUCUGACGAAGGUGCGGUGGCUCGACUUGUCUUGUAACGGGAUGGCCGGGAGGUUCCCCGACGACCUGCCGCCGCUCGACGGCCUCGUGUCCGUGAACAUCUCGCACAACAACUUCUCCGGUACCGUGCCCGCCGCCGCCGUUCGGAGGUUCGGCCAAUCCGCCUUCUUCCAGGCCGGCAACGCGUUGCAAGUGAUCGAAGACGGCGCUCCGAGCGGCGGAAAGAAGCGCAAUCGUGCGGUCGUCAUCGCGCUAAUCUCAGCGGGCGCAGUGGUGACCGCGGCCGCGCUGGCGUUCGUGGCCGCGUGCGUGGCGCGCGGCCUGGCGCGUCGCCGGAAGAAGAAGAAGAAGAGGAAGGAUAAGGACGGGAAGGCGGCGGUGUGGGAGGACGAAGAGGUGGUCGUGGGGGCGGUGAAGGUGGCCGCCGCGGCGCCGGUGGUGGUGAUCGAGCGGCCGCUGAUGGAGCUGACGCUGGCCGACCUGGCCGCGGCCACGUCGGGGUUCGGGCGCGAGUCGCAGCUCGCGGAGACGGGCGGCCGCAGCGGCGCGGCGUACCGCGCCGUGCUCCCUGGGGACCUGCACGUCGUCGUGCGUGUCGUGGAGGGCCCCGUGGCCGGAGUUGGGGAAGAUGACGACGAGGCCGCCACGGCCGCUGGGUUCCGGGAGCUUGCUCGGCUCAGGCAUCCGAACAUUCUCCCGCUCCUUGGUUACUGCAUUGCAGGAAAACAAAAACUUCUCCUCUUCGAGUACAUGGAGAAAGGCGACCUCCACCGGUGGCUCCACGAGCUGCCGGUGGGCAGCAUGGACACCGAGGACAUCGGCAUCGAUACCAUGGAAGCCCUCGAGGAAAGGAAGCCCGCCGGCGACUGGCCCACCCGGUACCGCAUCAUACUCGGGAUCGCCCGGGGGCUGGCGUUCCUGCACCAGGGGUGGGCGGGGUCCGGCCGGCCCAUCGUGCACGGCCGCCUGGUCCCGACCAACAUCCUCCUUGGCGACGACAUGGAGCCCCGGAUCUCCGACUUCCUGCACCCCAGCGACGAGACGCCGGAGGGCGACGUCUACCGGUUCGGGACCCUGGUGUUCGAGCUCGUGACGGGGCAGGCUAGGUGGAACGACGCGUCCACGAGCUGGGCGCGGGGCGUGAUCCGGAACCGGAAGGGCCUCAACCUCGUGGACGACAGGCUGCUGCGGGGCGACGCGGCGGGGGCGCCGGAGGCGGAGAAGGAGAUGGCCGAGUGCCUGCAGGUGGGGUUCCUCUGCACCGCGGGCGCGACGGAGAAGAGACCCACCAUGCAGCAGGUGGUGGGCCUGCUCAAGGACAUCAGGCCGCCGGCGGCGCCCGCCGGCGAGCCGCCGGUCGCUAGCCUCAUGAUGCAAUGACGGACGAGCCAUGAGAGCAAGCAGCAGGUGGCAUGCUUUCCGCACGGCAACGCCCAAAUCCAAGAAGAUUCGUGGUGAUUCUUUUGGGGGCAGUAAAAAUACUGGAAUGCCUCUGCUUUUGGAGCUCCCUUUCGUUGGGUCGUGCGGUUUCUGUCUUGUUUUUGUUGAAGGUAGGAUGACACUUUCUUGGUUGGUACAACAACUUUGUUGCGGCAGCUGGGGGUGCUGGAGUGCUCGUGAGCUCGUCAUUAUGCACGAGGUGCCUGGAGUGGGAGUUCGUUUUGAUUGCACGCACCAACAUAUGCUCCUGACACACCCUGAGCUUUGUACUGACCAGAAUGGAGAGCGCCUAAUGUCAUGCCAGGACAUGUUUAUGUCGGAACAAGGUACGCAGUACCAUUUUUGUACCGGCAGUAGUAGUUUGUAAACCUAAUGAAAUGGGAUAGAAACAGCAUUGCUGCGCUUUUUUUCUUGAGACAAA
This is a messenger RNA of Panicum hallii, 2571 nucleotides long. RefSeq names its product calmodulin-binding receptor kinase CaMRLK-like. Gene Ontology annotation, biological process: protein phosphorylation. Lineage: Eukaryota; Viridiplantae; Streptophyta; Magnoliopsida; Poales; Poaceae. The transcript has 2 exons. Gene Ontology annotation, molecular function: ATP binding; protein kinase activity. The record is from RefSeq and is a predicted model, not a curated record. Bases 165 to 2090 code for a protein of 641 amino acids.